This is a messenger RNA of Fusarium graminearum PH-1, 960 nucleotides long. RefSeq lists its product as uncharacterized. The transcript is spliced from 2 exons. The coding region runs from base 1 to 960 and encodes 319 amino acids. Gene Ontology annotation, molecular function: DNA-binding transcription factor activity, RNA polymerase II-specific; RNA polymerase II cis-regulatory region sequence-specific DNA binding. The record is from RefSeq and is a predicted model, not a curated record. Gene Ontology annotation, biological process: regulation of transcription by RNA polymerase II. NCBI's taxonomy places the organism in Eukaryota, Fungi, Ascomycota, Sordariomycetes, Hypocreales, Nectriaceae.
AUGAACCGAUCAACCCCAAACUUUGGCCAUGAAGCCCAAGAGUUUCAGGAUAACUACACCUUGAAUGGUGGCCAGGAAGACGCAAUCAUUGACCCGUUGCUCAAAGACUGUUCUCCCAAUGCCACUAUGAAUGCUGGCCAUUCCAUCGAUAACCAACUAUUCAUGAACUCUGACAUGUGGAACCCUCCGCUCAACAACCCCGUUGAUUUCUAUCCUCCCGCCAUGUCAGGCAUGGGCCAUACCAAUUUGACCAAUAGCCCAAUACAACCCUCCGACACGCAUUCUUCGCCCGAAACGCCGUUCAAUGGGUUUGCAUUUGCGGCAUCUCGUACCUCGAGCAAAUCGUCUGUUCCAUCUGCCAAGUCUCCCGAUGCCGAUGUAAAGCCCAGGCGUAGUAGCAGAACCACCAAGACUCGACCCCAACAACUGUCAACAGAGACAGCCACCAAGCCAUCCCACCAACGGAGAGCUUCUAAAGCGAUUACCGUCAAAACGGGUCCAGGAGAGGAGGAGGGCCAAGAUGAAGACGAAGACGAAGAACUGGAUGAGUCUGCCAAGCGUGAGAAAUUUCUGAAACGCAACAGGAUUGCGGCAUCAAAGUGUCGCCAGAAGAAGAAGCAACAGAACGAAGCACUCGAAGAGCACCUAUGCAGAUUGGAGAUCGAGAAAGAGCUCCUGCACAAGCAGUGCAAUGGUCUUGUGGACGAACUGAGCGCUAUCAAGAAUCAACUGAUGGAGCACGCUUCCUGCAACGACGCCAACAUCAACCAGUGGCUGGACAACGAGGCCAAGAAGUUUGUCCAGCGCAUCGCCUCGCAAAGCAAGGCUCAGAUUCCACCGCAUCAAAACACUGGUGAUUGCUGCGAUAUGCAUCGUCGUAGCUCAAGUGUUGCUCGAUCGAUAAAAUCCGAUAUCAAUUUCGACCACAUGCCGGACAGCAUGAUCAAUUCCAACCCUUGA